AUGGCUUCAGAUGCAGGCAGCCCCAAACGGGAGCUCACUCCGACAGCCUCCCUCUCGUCCAUCCCCCAGAAGCGCGCAUUUGACGAAGGCCACAGCCCUGCCGUGCCAUCACCCCUCAACCCAGACGUCCGGCCCUCGUCUGAAGCGCAGCAUGCUGAUGAUGCCUCCCAGCUGGGGCGCUCCAAGCCCGUCAGGACAAAGAAGGAGACUUUGAAGAAGCGCGAGGCCAAGGGCGGUGAUAGCAAUCCCGCCACCCCGGAUCCCAAAGCUGGACGCGAGCCCGAGCCGAGCGAGAAUCGUCCGUUGCGGUAUAAAUUGGCGCCGCCAAAGCUAUCAGACUUUGAUCCCCCCCGCGGGCCUGUCAUGACGCUGCAUCACCGGGUGGACGGGCCAGAUGGACAGGCAAUUGAGUUUAUGGAAACAUCUGACCACGUCUUCAACAAGAAAAACUUUCGCUACACUCCCUGUAUUGCCGAUCCCCUCUUCCCCUCAAUAUUGUACUACCGACAGACCGAACCGGAACCGUUUGGGCCGAGGAUGAGCUUCGAGGAUGCCGCUACGCACGUCUUCUUCGACCGAUCCGGCCGGCAAGUCACCACCGACAAAGGCUUCCGAAUGGCGCGGGCCAACGUAGCCGUCCGCGAGGGGAGAUGGUACUGGGAGUGCAAGAUUACACAGGGCAUCCAGCCGCCAAAGGAUGGCGACACAAAGCCAGUUGGCGGAAAGCAUGUGCGCAUGGGCUGGGCCAGGCGAGAGGCCUCGCUUGAUGCCCCCGUGGGCUUCGAUGCGUACAGCUACGGCAUCCGAGACGUCGCCGGCGAAAAGGUCUUCAUGUCCAGACCCAAGGAGUUCUUUCCACCCGGCGAAGGCAUAAGGGAAGGCGACGUCAUUGGCCUCGAAAUACAGCUCCCCUCGGAGUAUUUGCACAGGAAGAUCAUGGCCGGCCACUACAAUCCCGCCGUGGAUGCCGCCGACGAACCAGCGCCGCCGACCGCAGAGGCGGCCAACAUUGUGCGAGACCGAGUGCCGAUCCGCUUUAAGGCGCACACGUACUUUGAGAAGAUCGAGUACCACACCACGAAAGAGCUGGAAGACCUCAUGAACCCUUCGCCGGCAGCAGCAGCAAGCUCGUCGGCCGACGCGCCCAGUCCUACACACCCCACGCCUGCGCUGCGCACUCUCCCCAACUCCCACAUCAAAAUCUACAAAAACGGCGUGCUCAUGGGGACGCCCUUUGAGAACCUCUUGGGCUUUCUGCCCCCCGCCUCCAAGCCCAUGCCCCAGGUCGGCGCCCGGGAAGGCCUCGACGACGGCAUGCUGGGCUACUAUCCUGCCGUCAGCGUCUUCAGGGGCGGCGCCGUCGAGGUGAAUUUCGGGCCGGACUUUUGGUAUCCGCCGGCGGACUACGACUCUACGAAUGGCGAGGUGGACAUGAUCCAACCUGACGGCGUCGGCGCAAACGCCCUCCACGCGGUGGUCGAGCGCUACCAGGAGCAGAUUGCAGAGGACAUUGUGUACGACAUCAUUGACGAGGUGGACUUUUGGAUGCAGGAUGGUGGCGGCGCAACGAACCAGGCGGGCGUCGACGAGAAAAGCAAGGAGGUUGUCAUGGCGCCUGGGAGAGAGGAGAUUAAGGAGUUGGUGCAGGACGAUUGA
Molecule: messenger RNA, 1656 nt
Organism: Trichoderma reesei QM6a
Lineage: Eukaryota; Fungi; Ascomycota; Sordariomycetes; Hypocreales; Hypocreaceae
Exons: 2
Coding region: 1-1656 (551 amino acids)
Cellular component (GO): Set1C/COMPASS complex
Molecular function (GO): transcription cis-regulatory region binding; protein binding
Source: RefSeq, a predicted model, not a curated record